AUGAUCAAAUCAACAAAACACAAAGAUGAACCAGCUGCAGUAUAUGAAGUACCACUCAAAUCUAAGUUAGAAAAACCAAACUUGGACGGAGAUCGAUUGAAUUUAUUCCUAUUAAUAAUAUUAUACACUAUACAAGGAUUUCCUGUAGGCGUAUCCACUGCUCUUCCGUUGAUUUUACAGAGUAAAAAGAUGGUAACCUAUGAAGAUCAAGCAGCAUUUAGUAUGGCAUUAUGGCCUUAUAGCAUUAAACUCUUAUGGGCUCCAAUUAUAGACGCACUCUAUAUAAACUCAAUCGGUAGACGAAAAUCCUGGCUAUUACCUCUUCAACUAUUAUUGGGGGUCGCAUUAUUUUAUAUGUCCAUCAACAUGGAUAAUUGGUUGCCCGAGACAGGACGACCGAAUCUCAUCAUGAUUGUGCGCAUGAUCUUCGUCAUAAACUUUUUGUCCGCCACACAAGACAUCGCCGUCGAUGGUUGGUCGUUAACGGUCUUGAAAAAGAAGAACGUUGGCUAUGCCUCUGUGUGUCCUUCUAUAGGAGUACCAAUUGGAAUGUUCUCGGGUUCGGUUUGCUUUACUUUGUUGGUGUCCGAGGAGUUCAGUGUCAAACAUUUGGGAACUAUUCCCGGUGCAGGUGGAAUUAUGACUAUGAAAAGUUUUUUUACUAUUUGGGCUAUCAUCAUUUUGGUAGUCACAGUAUUCAUCGGAUUGUUCAAAAAUGAAAAGCAUAAAUUGGAAGAUGGCCACAAAAAAAUCAGCGUAUUUCAGAAUUAUAAACUAUUGUGGGAAAUUUUAAAGCUACCUCGUGUUAGAGUAUUGACAAUAGCAUUGCUGACAAUAAAGAUUGGAUUUACCGCUACGGAAACUGUAACAAACCUGAAAUUAAUUGACGCUGGUAUACCUAAGGAUGACAUUAUGAUGAUAACUUCAGUCAUGUACGUCAUGAAAUUUGUUUUUCCAAUAUUCGUAUGCAAAUAUGUUACGAGUUCAACACCGAUGAGUUACCACCUAAAAAUGACGCCUAUCAGAUUAAUUUGUGGUAUUGUAUUCUCUGUGUUGGUUUAUUAUACACCAAGUUUAAUAUUCAAGGAUGGACAUGUUUCUAUACCUUUAUAUUACUAUCUUCUAUUAGGAUUGGCAACACUUGUAAACGAGAUGUUGAGUUUAUUUUUGAUGCUGACACUAUUGGCAUUCUUUUGUAAAAUAAGUGACCCCCGUUUUGGUGGAACUUACAUGACUCUAUAUAAUACAUUUUACUUUUUGGGAUGGUUGAUACCGAAUACUUUCGUUUUGAAAAUGAUUGACAUUUUAACUUUCCGCAAGUGUACAAACAAUGAUGAAAAUAUCUGUAACACGGAAAAUUUAAAAAAUCUAUGCAUUGUGAGUGGAGGAACUUGUGGAAUUUAUGUGGACGGAUACUAUGUAUCAGUUGCCAUAUGUACGGCUAUGGGGUUCAUUUGGUACUUUACUUUUAGAAAUAUCUUAAAAAAUUACCAAUUAGUGGACCUUUAUCAUUGGAUGAUACAUGGGAAAAACCUAAGCAGUAACGAAGAAGUAAUUGAACCAUGCAUUAUGUCUCCAGCGUGA
This is a messenger RNA of Macrosiphum euphorbiae (potato aphid), 1584 nucleotides long. Lineage: Eukaryota; Metazoa; Arthropoda; Insecta; Hemiptera; Aphididae. The record is from the annotation of a GenBank genome assembly.